AUGGCUUUCCCUCUCAGCCUUUUCCUUUUGUCAAGUUGGACAGCUGUAGCUUUUACAUUCCCUCACAAUACUUUUGACAACAUUAUUAAAGGGUCAAGAGUUGAUUUUGAAUCAUCUGGCAGUGGACCGAACGAACCUGUCCGGGGAAUAGUUAAGGUUGUGCAGCUGGACCCUCACAUCCUGGCCCAGUCAGGGUUCAUCAGAGGGGGAGCGACCCCCAGAAGAGCCCCCUCCCUCGGUUCCACAUUGUCCUUCCCUGCGUUCUUGUCUCUCGGACGUCCAGGUCCGGCAUCCAGGACACCAGUGAGUCCGCUGCACCACCUGCGCCCCAAAAGCCCCCCUGAGGUGGACCUCAAAAAGAGGCAAGGCCUGCAGAUGUGGCAGAGGGCCAUAAAUAAAGGAGAGAAGAUGUCCCUGCCAGUCAACCUGAAGGACACGAAACAGACCUGCACUGCGAUGCCUUUCACUCAGCGCGUGACAGCAGACGGAUGCAACGUGGUGACAGUGCACAACAAGCUGUGUUUCGGCCAGUGCAGCUCCCUGUUCGUUCCAUCUGAAGGGGAGUUUUCCGGAAAAGGGGCCCUCCACCAGUGGGCCCCUUGUUCCCGCUGUGCCCCAUCAAAAGCUCACACUGUGGCUGUGCCCCUGCGCUGUGGAGUCGAGGUGCGGGAGAAGCGGGUGAUGGUGGUGGAGGAGUGCAAGUGUGAGACGAGCCGAGAGGAGAAGAGUGCUGAGGCUGCAGCGUUCACACACCUGUAA
Molecule: messenger RNA, 759 nt
Organism: Plectropomus leopardus (leopard coralgrouper)
Lineage: Eukaryota; Metazoa; Chordata; Actinopteri; Perciformes; Serranidae
Gene: dand5
Product: DAN domain family, member 5
Biological process (GO): determination of heart left/right asymmetry
Source: RefSeq, a predicted model, not a curated record